Molecule: messenger RNA, 654 nt
Organism: Humulus lupulus (European hop)
Lineage: Eukaryota; Viridiplantae; Streptophyta; Magnoliopsida; Rosales; Cannabaceae
Exons: 2
Coding region: 1-654 (217 amino acids)
Source: RefSeq, a predicted model, not a curated record
AUGGGUGCUUCAAUGAAGAAAAUUGAGACUCAAGUGGGCCAAUUAGCUAUUGCUAUGAAUUCUAAUCAGAAGGGAAGUUUUCCUAGUGACACUGUGGUAAAACCAAAGGAAUCAUGCCAAGCAGUUUCUUUGAGAAGUGGUAAGGUGCUUGAUGAGGGUAAUGUUCAAGAAUGUUCAAAGGAGAAAGUUGAGCCAGUGGUACGAGAGGUAGACAAGGAAGAGCAAGCCAAGAAGCAGAGUGGAAGUGACAAGACUGGCAUGAAGAAAGAUAGCCUUCCAAUGUAUCAACCUCCCAUUCCUUACCCUCAACGAUUUCAGAAGAAGAAAUUAGAUGAACAUUUUGCAAAGUUUCUAGAAAUCUUCAAAAGAAUUCACAUAAACAUUCCAUUUGCAGAUGCUCUUGAGCAAAUGCCCAAUUAUAAAGAGUUGCCUCAAAAGGUGAAAGACCCUGGUAGCUUUACUAUACCAUGCACUAUUGGAGGGUCAUCCUUUGACAAGGCAUUAUGUGAUCUUGGAGCGAGUAUUAAUUUGAUGCCACUUUCAGAUUUUAAGAAGUUGGGGGUAGGAGAGGUGAAGCCCACAACCAUUACUCUUCAAUUAGCAGAUCGGUCACUUACUUAUCCUAGGGGAGUGAUUGAAGACGUAUUGGUUUAG